This is a messenger RNA of Colletotrichum phormii, 1236 nucleotides long. RefSeq lists its product as uncharacterized. The record is from RefSeq and is a predicted model, not a curated record. The transcript has 6 exons. Gene Ontology annotation, molecular function: metalloexopeptidase activity. Bases 1 to 1236 code for a protein of 411 amino acids. Gene Ontology annotation, biological process: proteolysis. Lineage: Eukaryota; Fungi; Ascomycota; Sordariomycetes; Glomerellales; Glomerellaceae.
AUGGGCCCGACCCACUACAUCACCGCUUUGGCAGCGUUCGCAUCCUUCGUAGCAACCUCGCCUGCACACAAUUACCCAAAAGACUCCCGACUGUCGUUCACGCCUGCCGAUUCUGCCCUCCGCCUUGUCAAAACAUCUCCAGCUGAUCCCGGAUCAUGGGUAACCGAUGCGGGCAAAGAUGAGCUGAUCGAGAAGGGAAUCCGUUUCUUCGAUAUCACAGACAUCAAGAAGGAUGGAGAAGUGCUCUCUAUGCUGUCUACCCCUGAUCACGACUACAGUCAAUACCUCGACACGCUUGACUUGAACACCGACUUGGCAGAUUGGACCCAGGGGGAACUUGGCGACCAAUCUAUGGCCGCCCCUGAGCAACCGAUACCGUUCAACGCUGCACGCGCAAUGCGUCACCUCAAGACAAUGACUGAGUUUUGGAGUAGAGAUCAUCGAGCGGAAAACGGCACGAAAGCCGCCGAUUGGAUUCUCGAAAGUAUUGAGAGGAUUGUAGCCUUGGUCAACCCGCGCAUUGAAUCCGCAGCGUUCACACAUAACGCCACCAAACAGCCCUCGAUCAUCGCCAAGCUGCCUGGAGCUACCUCUGACAUUGUGGUUUUCGGCGCCCACUUUGACUCAACUUCAAAAAGUCCUAGUGGCUAUGCUCCAGGAGCCGACGACAACGCUUCCGGAACGGUCGUGCUGCUUGAACUUCUUCGGGCCCUAGCAGAAGGGACACAACAGAGUGACGCAGAGCCUCGAAAGUUGCUUCGUAACACUAUUGAGUUCCACUUCUAUGCCGCAGAAGAAGCCGGCUUGCUUGGCUCGUCAGAACUCUUCUAUGAUUACAAGGUCAAGAAUAAGACGGUGGUUGCCAUGCUGAACCAUGACAUGUUGGGAUUCUCUUCCACUGAUAAGGUGUCUCUGGGUGGGGACAAGAUUGACCCACGCCUCACACACGUCCUCCGAACCAUUGCGAAGCAACGCGGCAUUGCAACACUGAGCUUUUCAUGCGGAUACGCCUGUUCCGAUCAUGCAAGCGCCCACAACAACAAAUAUCCUGCAGCCUUCAUAACUGCCGAUCGUGAUCCAACGGGCAACGACAGAAUUCACACUGAUAAAGAUACGUUGGAGACGAUCGAGAAAGAAACACUUGAACGUCAUUUCCGAUUUGGUCUCGCGGCUCUUGAGGUUCUCUCGCACGCCAAUGUUACGAAGUUGGGCAGACCAAGUGACGAUCUAAUGUAA